Messenger RNA from Amorphotheca resinae ATCC 22711, 4504 nucleotides. RefSeq lists its product as hypothetical. The coding region runs from base 137 to 4303 and encodes 1388 amino acids. Gene Ontology annotation, biological process: poly(A)+ mRNA export from nucleus; protein import into nucleus; transcription-dependent tethering of RNA polymerase II gene DNA at nuclear periphery. The transcript has 4 exons. The record is from RefSeq and is a predicted model, not a curated record. NCBI's taxonomy places the organism in Eukaryota, Fungi, Ascomycota, Leotiomycetes, Helotiales, Amorphothecaceae. Gene Ontology annotation, molecular function: structural constituent of nuclear pore; protein binding. Gene Ontology annotation, cellular component: nuclear pore outer ring.
AGCUCAGCAACCUCAUGACCAUCAGCAGCCAUUCCACGCCUCACGACCAUCUCCAUACGAUGCAAAAUCCAAACUGCCACCUAUCCUUUGACUGAAUGAUAGCUCUCGUACCUCGCCUCGCGAUCCCAUUGGCACGAUGUUCUCCCCAUCAACAACUCAGGCUCCCUCUGCCUCCGUGCGAAGUAGCAGGCGACGGCAACGCCCCCUUUCGAACGAGGGCUCUAUAUCACAACCCAAGGCGAAACGACAGCGGAGCGCCCUGAGCGAUCAUACUUUCGUGCCUCCCGAUGGCACCUCUGAAAAGGAGGAGGCCAAGACCCAUAAAGCAACGUCAAUCACCAGGCGCGACGCUUCGCGAGAAAUUCAAGGUCCACGGCGGGAAAUUGCUGUUCGGGGGAAGAAGCCGAAAUCUGGAGAUCGAGGCAGCAAAGGGGAUGGGAGCGUUAUUUUGACUACGAACGAUACCUAUACUGUCAGCAAGCUGCCAGCCCUUCCAGAUCGUCUGCGAACAGAUACCAGAGGUCGCCAACAUGGAGCCAUCUAUUCCGACAGUGGCUACGCUCUUACCCUCACUCAUUCUCACGCCAUUGUCUGGCCGUACGCUGUUAAUGUGCCCUCGCCCGAAACUUUUACAUUCGCACUGCCUUAUCCCUCAAAGCAUGAAUCUGACCCUCUGCCCCUUGGUUCCUUGGUCUCCGCUUCAGCCUCUUCUACCGAACCUGGACUUGUCGUAGUCUUUCCAACCACCGGUAAAAUCACAUACUGGGAAUCUAUUGCUAGUGCGGCUACACUAGAUCUGAUCCGGCAGCAGCGAAAUGGUGUCGAGUUAUCCAUCUCAGGCAUGUUGUCAGGGGAAACAGUGAUUCAGAUACUGAAUGCCGAAUCAGCGGGUUUUAUCCUGGCAUUCAGCAGUGGCAGACUUGCAUACAUGAGUGUAAGAGAUGGACAAGGCCGACCAGCAAUUUCUGUACAGUUCCUUCGAAGCAGCAGUGGACCCAUUAGCGGUGGUAUUUUUGGCAGCCUCCGAAAUGCUUUAAGUAGCUCCGCAUGGCGCGGGGACAUCGCAGCUGUGCGAGCGGGACGGCCUGAGAAGGUUGGUGAGAGAAACAUAGUGGUCGCGACGACGAAGGGAAAGCUACAGUCCUGGAACAUACAGAGAGGAGGCCACAACUCGCUCCAAGCAGAGGCAGAAGGGCGGGAGGCAAUAGUCAUGGCUAUAAAGGAAGCACAGCCAGCUUUGGCCGACCUUCUUUUGGAGUCUUUCGAAGUCCUAGACUUCACCUACACUCCAAAAUCGCUAGCGGACACCCAGCUCAGUGACCAAGAGAACGAUGGGAAGCACCUUCUUCUCCUGGUUUCGUUGACUGGCCAUCAAAUGGCACACUAUUCUCUGGUUGAGGUUGUGCUCAAGCAGGAGGGACUCACCAUUGGAAACAUUCGCCCUAUCAAUUCAUAUAAAACACCGGUUUCUCGGAAUGCCACCUCGAAAACCCGACUUUAUCUACCAAGUCCAGCACUUGUAGCAUAUGUCGUCUUUGAUCGAGCCGUUGUCGUGCUCUCGAUGGCGAAACAACAGGACUCUCCAGAUUCACAGCUCCUAACUGAGAGUCAUAUCCAGCCACAAGCGUUCGAAGAUGUAGUGGAUUUCCGCGGGGAUAUGGAUGUAGAAAUUGUUGGGUCUGGAAUGGAAGAGCCCCACGGACCAUCAAAUGGAAUUGAGGAGUCGAAGUCACGCCGUCAUAAAGCCAAGCAUCCAGCCGCCGUGCUUAUUGUUCGAGGCGGAGGAGUUGUUCGGGUCGCAGCAACAGAUAUACCCAAGCUUAUCUCCAGCAACGCGCAGCAGGUUACAGCUAAAAGCAAGUUGGAACAAGCAGUGUUUUUUGGAACCCUGGAGCAAAACCCCCUUAGUUUUGCCGUACGGUCCGAGUUACAGUUUCCGGCGGAGGAAGUUGGUGCAGCAGCUCUGGAAUUAAGUGGUGAAAUCUUGAAGUCUCAGACCAAAUUGAUACCUGCUAUGCCCGCAUCUAUCGACAUGAAUCUUCGGAAGCGUGCGGCUGCGCUGCAACAUCUUGCCGAACAUUUAAAAGCGACUGGUGUUGCUUUGGACCGGGCAACGAGAUGGAGACUACUUUGGAACGCCGAAAAGAUGGAAGCUGCAUUGCUCAUCUGGAAGAACUACGAUGAGAGCGUUAAAACGAAACCAGAAGGACAAAAGCGUGGGCUCCUCACAGAUAUUGUUGAAUCUAUCCACGAAAAUUACAAGUCGCAACCAGUUGCUGAGGCAGGCGAGCUUGACCGUGUUCGUCAUUGGUUCAUCAACGACAUAUGGAACCUCGAGAUAGCUAUCCCUUGGGCUUACCAAGUGAUCAAGUACACUUUUCAAGAUGGCCAGAAUGACCAUAAUUAUGUCAUGUCAAUACUUAGUGAAGCCAACGACCUCGUUAUCAGUGCGUUGGAGGGAGCUUUCCGUUUCCGAACUGCCAAUCUAGACCUAUACGGUCUCCAAGAUGAGCAACUUGAACACGGGAUAUUAAAAGCGAAUUACGAAGGACUCCCGGAGUUUUGGACUUCGAUAAUAUAUCUUGUAACGAAUGCUAGGAAGCAGGCAGAGCUGGCAGGUGCUCUUGUGAAACAUUAUAUGCGGAACGAAGAGAAAGCCGAGCUUGAUUCGGUUCUAGUCGAAAAGAUUCGACGCGAAAACUCAUCUCUUAUCGACCUGGCUAUUCGGACCAAUCUCGAGCGGAUGCGUUGGGACUUAGCCCAAGAUUCCCCCCAGCAGCAGAUAGAGGCAGAAGAGAUCAGGGCAUUGCAAACUUCCGCUCAAGAUGAACAAAUCACUGUGCUUGCUACAGAACUUGAGCUUCCGGACGAGGCCAUUGCUUUAGCAGAAAAGCAUCAGAUCAUGCCAACCCUUGCGUCGGUUGUGAUCCUGGAGCUGAAUGAAUGCGCAGAUAGGAUCAGGGAUACUGAAAUCGCGAGGGAAGACUUCGAAUUAUGGGGAAAUCGGAUGAUGUCUCUUCAGGAAAAUAUCAAGGGGUACUUCUCGAGGUUUGGAACCAGUUGGGCCAGUGCGUUUUACGAACAUGAAAUUGAGAUUGGAGCAAUGGCACAACUGCUCGAUAACUAUCCAGAGCAACAAAAAUAUCUGACAGCAUUCUUGCGGAGCAAGCCAGAAUACUCGAAGCUCUCAUGGAUUCAUGAAGUCACACGAGAGGGAGACGUUGAUCAUGCCUCCGAGACGCUUCUUGACCUCGGUCUGAAGCGCGAACAAAACGUAUGGAGCAAGAAGAUUGAGCUCAGCUUGGGUAUAUUGGCCCGUGUGGCAGGUCGGAACUAUAGUCAAACCAAUGGAAUCCUCAUUCCUGAUGGUGGGCAGACAGAGCUUGUUGCUGCUCGAAAGGAACUCGGUCUCAUCCAGAUCCAGGACCAGGUUUACGAACAUGUUUAUCCUUCCAUUGAAGAUGCGAUCGACGACAAUGCAGAGGUGCAGCUUGCUCUGGAAGCCUAUGGCAACAAAGGUUUAAUGGGGCAGAAGAGGAGUUCAUUGCUUUUAAAUAAAAGCAUGGGUCAUCUCAUCAGGCACGAGGCAAUGGAUGCUUUGACCUUGGUGGAUCUUCUUACCCUUAUGGGCAGCAAUGAGAAGUCCGAAGAACAAGAGUCUUUCCGCGGUCUCCAAUUCUAUCUCGCUCUCCAAGCUACACGCUACGGACUUGUGGACAAGGACGAACAAGUACUGAUGCAACGGGUCAUAUGGCGAAGGUGCAUGUUGAGAGAUGACUGGGCAGAGAUCAACAAUACGGAUCUGAAAUAUGACCAGCAGGUCUCGGAGCAAUUAAGUAAGACGGCUCUGUAUAUGACUUUCAGAGCUUGCUUCAAGAAUGGCCUUUUCGAAAAGAACUCGAGUGUGAAGCCUAUGAGCCCGCUGGAUGUCCUUGGAGCCUGUACCGAGGAACUGGACCAUCGGUUCGAUGGACUGGACGCGGGUAUGAGGGACGAGAUCAUGAAGGACAUGCAGAUUGAGGAUGAGACAUUAAAGCCGUACAUAGAAAGAUGUAGGCUGGACAAAUGGUUUCAAGGGGCGCUAGAUCUUGCCAAACAGGAUUUCACAGAAGACGUCGAAGGCCAGACAGAUGACGGGGAUAAGAUGCUCAGCGCAGCCCAACGGCUACGGGAAAUUGAGCAGGAAAUUGCGGAGAAGGAGAGGAGGACGGCCGAGAGCUUGCUUCAUUCUAAACCACGAUACAAGCCCAAGCAAAGGCUUGAUAGCAGCACGGGCAGAUUCCGAAGCUCGACGAGAUAUUGAGCUUUGCUAUGAAUCAUCUACAUAUCUAUGAAAAGUUUCCUGGAACUCGGCAGGCGCAUUAGGGAGUCAUUAGCAUAGGGAACAGCACAUACAUGAAUUGUAUGUGUGUAUUUGUUUGUGAACUGUACAGUUAUUCUCAAGAAAUGGAACAAGAUGAUGACCGCCAACAACAUUGAUUGGCUGGGGAAAAUAUACUCUGUU